AGCUAUCACGUGAACAAAAUAUGGCGAAUGUCGAAAAAGAUUACUUUUGAGUUUGUAAGAUUUGAAAAUUAUUAGAAUACUGCAACUGCAAGUUCAAAAUAGUUGAUAAUAAAGAGGCAGUGAAGAUCAUUCCUUGUUCAACAUGUCAUCUGAGUUCUGGAUAAUCUCUGCCCCUGGUGAUAAAACGGGUCAGCAAACAUUUGAGAAAUUAAAUAGUGUUACCCAGGGCCCUGAGAAAUUAUCAACUAACAGCAAGUUUCAAAUUCCUGAUUUGAAGGUGGGAACAUUAGAUGUGUUAGUUGGUUUAUCUGAUGAAUUAGGUAAAUUAGAUGUAUAUUGUGAAAGUGUAACAAGAAAGAUAGCUCAGUAUAUUGGAGAAGUUUUAGAAGAUACCAGAGAUAAACUUCAGGCUAAUUUAAAAGUUAAUGAAGUGCCACCUGCUAAUUAUCUACAAAGGUUCCAAUGGGACUUGGCUAAAUAUCCUAUUAAACAAUCAUUGAAGAGUAUUUCAGAAAUCAUUGCCAAGCAAGUUAACCAAAUUGAAUCUGAUCUUAAAUCAAAAGCUACAGCUUAUAAUAAUUUAAAGGGUAAUUUGCAGAGUUUGGAAAGAAAAGCAACAGGAAGUUUGUUGACACGUAACCUAGGUGAUAUGGUAAAGAGAGAAGAUUUUGUCUUAGAUUCUGAAUAUCUAACAACUUUAGUUGUUGUUGUUCCCAAGAAUAUUUAUAAUGACUGGAAUUUAAAGUAUGAGAAACUGACUGAUAUGGUAGUCCCAAGAUCAUCAAAGAAGAUAUUUGAUGAUAAUGAAAAUGUUUUAGUAACUGUAACAUUAUUUAAGAGAGUAGUUGAUGAAUUUAAACAUCAUUGUCGAGAAAACAAAUUUAGUGUACGUGAUUUUACCUAUAGUGAAGAGGAAAUCCAGUCUGGUAAAACAGAGCUAACCAAACUAGAAGCUGAUAAAAAGAAACAAUUUGGACCAUUAGUAAAAUGGUUGAAAGUAAAUUUUGGUGAAUGUUUUGCUGCAUGGUUACAUGUUAAAGCAUUAAGAGUGUUUGUAGAGUCAGUAUUAAGAUAUGGACUACCAGUCAAUUUUCAAGCUAUGGUUGUACAACCUAGUAAAAGAUCUACCAAACGUUUACGUGAUGUUUUAAAACAGUUAUAUAGUCAUUUAGAUAAUUCAGCUUUACAACAGGGAACAGAUGAAGUGGAUAUACCUGGAAUAGGUCUAGGUGGAAGUGAAUACUAUCCCUACGUAUCAUAUAAAAUGACAUUAGAUUUAGUUGAACAACGUUAAACCUGCUCCUGAUGAUAUUAUAUAUAGUAUAAGGACAAAUCAAAUAUAAAUACCUGUAUCAACCCUUAUUAUUACAAUAUUUAUUAUUUCAUAUAUACCAGGGACCAUACUGUCAACAUAAAUUAUAUUGAAUCUUUUUGACAGAUGUCAAUCUUUUACUGGUUUGAUUUC
Molecule: messenger RNA, 1465 nt
Organism: Lottia gigantea (owl limpet)
Lineage: Eukaryota; Metazoa; Mollusca; Gastropoda; Lottiidae
Exons: 13
Coding region: 143-1294 (383 amino acids)
Biological process (GO): proton transmembrane transport
Cellular component (GO): vacuolar proton-transporting V-type ATPase, V1 domain; lysosomal membrane
Molecular function (GO): proton-transporting ATPase activity, rotational mechanism
Source: RefSeq, a predicted model, not a curated record